Messenger RNA from Cuscuta campestris, 801 nucleotides. Lineage: Eukaryota; Viridiplantae; Streptophyta; Magnoliopsida; Solanales; Convolvulaceae. The record is from the annotation of a GenBank genome assembly.
CCUAUACCUCCUCCUCACUCACAAGAAAAUCAAUCUCCCUUCCAUCAUCAUUCCACACAUGUACGAGUGCUCCGGUUGCCAAAACAACCUGUGUGGCAUGCUUCUCACCCACAUCUUUGCCAAACGAGGCAUUCUUGAGGUGCGCUCUUCCCGCGCCCGCUUUCUUGACGCGGAGUGCCUUGGGUAUUGUGGCCUUGUGAAGAUCGGUGAGGACUACUAUAUGAAGAAGGAAUUUCAAAAGCUUGAUGCGGAAACACAAGUGGAGUAUGGCCCUCAGCGUUUCAUGUCAUCCUUGCCUUCAACCUCUCAAGCACCCGAAGCCGAUGUCAAAACAAAUGCCAACACGGAGGUUCCCGUUCGUGCUCCUAGGAUCAAGCGCUCAAAGUCCGCCUCUCAUGCUUCCUUGGCCUCUCUCUUGCAUCGUCAUUCCCACAUGGCCUCCACUUCCAAAAAUCCCUUCAAGAAGUUCAAGAAAUUCAUUCUCAAGACUGUGGUGGCUCCGAUGAGGAAACUUCAAAAGAGUCUCGAUGACCUUUCGGAUCGCAUGAAGAAAAUGUAGGACUUUGAGACAUUUGCCUCUAAAUAGUUAAGCAAUAUACUAACUCUUAAUGGUUCAGACCUCUUACUGGUUCAGCACUUAAUGGUUCAGACCUCUUACUGGUUCAGCACUUACCUAUUCAGAAGUUGUCAAACAGCCCCUAAGUGAUCGAUUACAAUACAUUUGAUUUAAAAAAACAUAGACAUUAAAAACUCGCAUGGUGAUGUUUUAUGUGAAUAGUGGAAAAAAAGGACUGAUCAUAU